Molecule: messenger RNA, 1609 nt
Organism: Humulus lupulus (European hop)
Lineage: Eukaryota; Viridiplantae; Streptophyta; Magnoliopsida; Rosales; Cannabaceae
Product: formate dehydrogenase, mitochondrial
Exons: 6
Coding region: 131-1282 (383 amino acids)
Cellular component (GO): mitochondrion; chloroplast
Molecular function (GO): NAD binding; oxidoreductase activity, acting on the CH-OH group of donors, NAD or NADP as acceptor; formate dehydrogenase (NAD+) activity
Source: RefSeq, a predicted model, not a curated record
GAGAAAGUCAUUUUUAAGACGACGAAUGAGAGAUUGCUUAUAAAUAGAUGACUCUACUCUUUUCUAUCUAACCCAAAUCAACCUCUUCUUUCUUCCUUCCUGUCUUUCUUACUCCUAAAAUAUUAUAGUAAUGGCGAUGAAGCGUGUGGCCGUCUCUGCAUUUCAAGCUCUUUCUUCUUCAUCAUCAUCAUCAUCACCCCUCACUAGGCACCUCCAUGCUUCUGCUGGCAGCAAAAAGAUUGUUGGGGUCUUCUACAAGGCCAAUGACUAUGCUAAGCUCAACCCCAAUUUUGUGGGCUGCGCAGAGGGAGCCUUGGGCAUCCGGGACUGGCUGGAAUCACAAGGUCAUCAGUACAUUGUCACUGAUGACAAAGAAGGACCUGGCUGUGAACUUGAGAAACAUAUUCCUGAUCUGGAAGUUCUUAUAACUACUCCAUUCCACCCUGCCUAUGUAACGGCUGAAAGGAUUAAGAGGGCAAAGAACUUGAAGCUUGUUCUUACUGCUGGUAUUGGUUCUGACCAUGUUGAUCUGAAUGCGGCUGCUGCUGCUGGAUUAACAGUUGCUGAGGUGACAGGAAGUAAUGUGGUUUCGGUAGCUGAGGAUGAGCUCAUGAGAAUCCUCAUUCUUGUCCGGAACUUCGUACCUGGUCAUCAUCAGGUUAUCAAUGGGGAUUGGAAUGUUGCUGGUAUUGCUUACAGAGCUUAUGAUCUGGAAGGAAAGACGGUGGGAACUGUUGGUGCUGGACGUAUCGGCAAGCUUUUACUUCAACGGUUGAAGCCUUUCAACUGUAAUUUGUUGUAUCAUGACAGACUCAAGAUGGACUCUGAAUUGGAGAAGGAAAUAGGGGCCAAGUUUGAGGAGGAUCUUGAUACCAUGCUUCCCAAAUGUGACAUAGUCGUCAUCAACAUGCCUCUUACUGACAAAACACGAGGAAUGUUUGACAAAGAGAGAAUUGCAAAGUGUAAGAAGGGAGUCCUGUUUGUUAACAAUGCUCGGGGUGCGAUCAUGGACACACAAGCAGUUGUUGAUGCUUGCUCCAAUGGACACAUUGCAGGCUACAGUGGUGAUGUUUGGUACCCACAACCAGCUCCGAAGGACCAUCCAUGGCGUUACAUGCCAAACCAAGCUAUGACUCCUCAUAUUUCUGGCACCACAAUUGACGCACAGUUGCGAUAUGCGGAUGGAGUGAAGGAUAUGCUCAAUAGGUACUUCAAGGGAGAAGAUUUCCCAGCACAGAACUACAUUGUCAAGGAAGGUGAACUGGCCAGCCAGUACCGAUGAUCAGCGGCAUGUGAGUCUACUUGUUUUUGAGUCUCUUCACUGCUGACAUAAUAAAAAAACCAGAAUGGUCAUCAGAUAAUGUCUACUUUCUGGAAGCUCCAAACUGUUGUGUUAGUAAUAAAAGUCUGAACUCAUUAUGAGGAUAGUGUUUACUUGAUGGUCAAUAGACCCUCAAUUUUAUUUCUGUAGUUUCGCGUUUGAAGUGUUUUGAGUCUAGUUUUUGCAUAUGUUAUGUGUUUUGUCUGUGUGUCUGUAUUUGCCUACCUAACUGGGUGGAAGGAAUAAACUUUUCUUGAAGUUGUCUAACAAACGACAAUGUCUUAAAAA